AUGCGAGGCCGCGAACCGCCGACCCGCCGACCUCGGCUACGCGAAAGGAAAGCAGAUAACCGCAGAGCUGCUGUGCACUACAAGCCAGUGAAGAAGAAGACGAAGUGGAACAAGCAAAAGAAGAAGAAGACGAAGGAGGAAGAUACGAAGCUGGCCCGAAGGAAAGAAUAUAACAGCUGCGCCGAUGUGAAAUGCGGAGAGACGGCCACUUUUCUACUCGUCGUCCUCCGGGGCGGAGGGGCGGCCCGACGGAGGCAAGAAAACGACGCUGCGCCGCUGUGGGAGAACGUGAACACUGCUAUACUUUCUUCAUUGUCGCCUUCUUACGCCUACUCAACGGACGGCGCGGGCAUGUCCGCCCCCUUCCUUCCUACUUCCCCCGGUGCGGUUUCGCGCGGGUGCCGCUUCUGGUGGAGGAUGUACGGCGCCGGUCCAGUGCACGUCCGCCGCGAUUCCGCUUCAGCCUCCUUCUCUCCUCCUCCUCGUUUUCCCUCCGGUCUCUGGCGCGCCUCUUCAGGGUUUGUACACCGCCGUUUCGCUUGUUCUUCUUUCUUCUUCUUCCUUCCCUUGCGCUUCGGGCGGGUGCGCGCGCGCGCGGAGAGGGCAGCCGGACACACAGAAGACGAGGAGGAGGAAGAAUAA
Molecule: messenger RNA, 642 nt
Organism: Rangifer tarandus platyrhynchus (Svalbard reindeer)
Lineage: Eukaryota; Metazoa; Chordata; Mammalia; Artiodactyla; Cervidae
Source: the annotation of a GenBank genome assembly